Molecule: messenger RNA, 624 nt
Organism: Letharia columbiana
Lineage: Eukaryota; Fungi; Ascomycota; Lecanoromycetes; Lecanorales; Parmeliaceae
Exons: 1
Coding region: 1-624 (207 amino acids)
Source: RefSeq, a predicted model, not a curated record
AUGGACCCAAGCCCCUCCCCUGUCCUCACUCUCCCACCUGAACUCCGCAACCAGAUACUCGAAACACUCUUUUUCGGUGCUCAGCUCUCCACCCUCUACAAACACCAUCGCCGCAAUCCUUUCCAGCGCGCCAACUACGGUGUUCUGGCCGCCAACAAGCAGCUCCACCGCGAAGCCUCGAACAUCCUGUUCCACGGUGCAGUGCUGCGACUAGACAUAGCUCAAGAAAUGAUCAAUUGUCUCCCGUCACUCGUGACGAAGACUGUCAUCCCAGUCUGGUCCUGGUUUAUCCGCGAUAGGUAUCGCGACAAGGGGACUGAUCUGGAAUUUUUGCAGUGCUGGCAAGGGCUUAGGAGGGUGAGGCACUUUGAAAUGAGCAUACUUUCAGAGCUCAAGAUAGACGGGCUGCCGAUGGUGACUGAAGAGGGUCCGUGGCGAUACCUGAAGGCCUGUGGAAUCGCCAUUGCCUUUCUCAAUGGAUUGCCAGAUGUCGAAAGCUUGACAAUAUACACAGACGCAGAUGGGUCCCCUUGGAUGAACAAGUGCAAGGAGAAGUUGCGCGCGAUGACAAUUGCGAAGCCUGUAAUACUGGGAACGGGUGACUGUUGUGGGCAUCCGCCUUGA